Zychaea mexicana is the source of this 1376-nucleotide messenger RNA. RefSeq lists its product as uncharacterized. NCBI's taxonomy places the organism in Eukaryota, Fungi, Mucoromycota, Mucoromycetes, Mucorales, Lichtheimiaceae. The transcript is spliced from 7 exons. The coding region runs from base 280 to 1017 and encodes 245 amino acids. The record is from RefSeq and is a predicted model, not a curated record.
GUCGAGACCACCAGAGUAUGCGAGCAAAACCUUUCCCUUUUCACCAGCCAUUGCUGAAAUUAUGAGUUGAAAAUAAAAAAAAAAGAAGUGGGGGAAAAAACAAGAACCGAAGUAUAUCGCACACUUAAACCCGGUUCUGUCCGCCUAUUUGACCCGGUGAACUCGCGCGCCCGAACUUGUCAACCAUUCCGCUGAUUUGCGCGCGACUUAUAGAAAAGACUCGCAUUCAACUACUUUCUUGCAAACGAAACGCACCAUGACAAGAGUGCUGCUUAAAUAAUGAAACAACUUUCUCCACAGAAUAUCCAACAGUUUCGUGAUAGUGGCUAUACAAUUAUCCGACAUGCUUUAUCAACAGAGAAGGUCGAACUUUUGCAUGAGGAAGCGGAUACGCUGACAAACUUUAUACUAAACGAAGGCUAUGAUUUGACAGCUGUGCUUGGGUGUAUCAUAGAGCCUUUGACAUGCGGGUAUCUGGAUCCCGCCGAGUCGGAUGAGUACAAAACGGACAAACACGCAUACAUAGCACGACGUAAUUCGGUUUUGGAGAACAGUGCGGUGUCCUCCAUCGUCCUGGAAACGGUUGCCAGGUGGGCAGCAGUGUUGCUUGGCAAUCCCGAGCAAGUCUUCCUUAUGAACGAGCAAUUUAUUGUAAAACCGCCUCAUUCAGCUGGUGCUUCAGAAUUUGCAUGGCAUCAGGACUCGGAGUAUCUGGAUCCACGGUUGCAAAGUCAUUCAACAGUGGCAUGUUGGAUCGCACUUGAUCCAGUUGAUGAAGUCAACGGUACAAUCAUGGUGUCUGAUCUGAAGAAUCCAGCAGCAGAUCCUUUCGUGGUGAGAGUGCCUGCUGGUAGCAUCGUCUUCAUGUCGAAUAAGUUACGGCACAAGAGCACUGGAAAUGCCGGUCGUCUUUUUCGUCGUGUAUUUAUGCCGCAAUAUUCGCUUAACCCACUACUGUCACUAGAAGAUGAUGGUGAUGCCAAGGCGAUUGGUCUGGCAAUCAAGUGUACAUUUUGAAUUACUCCCUCUGUAUUCUGCAAGCAAUCAUAUCACAAUUAAAGGUUUCAUGUGCUGCUGUUGUACCCAGAAAGAGCUCACGUGAGCGCCGCGUGCGUGGCAACAACAACGAGGCACCAGACGAGAAAGGAGAAAAGGUGUUAAAAGCUGCGCAUGCCGAGCUCUGACGAACCUCAUGGAAAGCUGUUAUGGCAGUAGCAUCAAUUGUCGAUGGAUACCUGGUGAUUGAUAAUACAGCUGUUUCGGCAAGGAUAUGCUUUUUCCCGUGAUUGUCUUCAGUAGAUUUUCUAUUUUGCUUCUAGAGAGAAAUGCUUGAGCUUAUAAAGAAACCUGCUUGGAAUCUUUCAGAAGAAGUGGUA